AUGAUCGUCGCACGAUUGGCCGUGCGACCUAGCGCAGUUGCGCGCACCGCAGAGUCGGCGCACAGCAUAGCAGGUCGCCAGCCAGCGAAUUCCUUCUUGUCAUCUCGUUUUCUUCGUUUACCUCAGCGACCCUCCCCCUUCUCGACUUCCCUUCCUACCUACUGCGCGAAUCAUAAAACCCCCAACACACCCAACGCAAACGCCUCCCCCAACCAGCAAACUGACAAAGCCGGUUCAGAUCGCUACUCGAGCGCUCUGCGCCAAAACAAGGAAUGGGCCGCCCAGACCGCACGCGAGCAUCCUGACCUCUUCCCUACCCUCGCGACCGGCCAGCAGCCCCAAAUUCUGUGGCUGGGUUGCUCUGACUCCCGCUGCCCGGAGACCACCCUCCUGGGUCUGAAGCCCGGUGAUGUCUUCGUGCACCGCAACAUCGCCAACAUCCUACACCCCGGAGAUCUCAGCUCAGGCGCUGUUAUCGAAUAUGCCGUGCAGUAUCUCCGUGUGAACCACAUUGUGGUUUGCGGCCACACAGCCUGUGGCGGUGUCGCUGCCGCUAUGGGUAACAAGCAACUUGGCAUUCUGGACCCGUGGCUGCUUCCCUUGCGUCAGAUCCGCGAGCGCAACCUCGCUGAGCUGCAGGGCCUUUCCGACGAGGAUGCGGCAUUGAAACUCGUGGAGCUGAAUGUCCGUGAGGGUCUGGACGUCGUUAAGCAGAAGGGUGCUGUUCUUGGUGCCAUUCAAGAGCGUGGGCUGCAGGUCCACGGCCUUAUCUACGACGUUGGCUCUGGUGUUCUGCGCGAGUUGGACACCCAGGAUUCUGAGGAGGUUAUCAAGUCUCGGUUGACUGCCUUCGCCGUUCAGGCGUAG
Messenger RNA from Penicillium angulare, 867 nucleotides. RefSeq names its product carbonic anhydrase. Gene Ontology annotation, biological process: carbon utilization; cellular response to carbon dioxide; cellular response to oxidative stress. The coding region runs from base 1 to 867 and encodes 288 amino acids. Gene Ontology annotation, cellular component: cytoplasm. The transcript has a single exon. Lineage: Eukaryota; Fungi; Ascomycota; Eurotiomycetes; Eurotiales; Aspergillaceae. The record is from RefSeq and is a predicted model, not a curated record. Gene Ontology annotation, molecular function: carbonate dehydratase activity; zinc ion binding.